Molecule: messenger RNA, 3034 nt
Organism: Mya arenaria
Lineage: Eukaryota; Metazoa; Mollusca; Bivalvia; Myida; Myidae
Product: clathrin heavy chain linker domain-containing protein 1-like
Exons: 12
Coding region: 100-2067 (655 amino acids)
Source: RefSeq, a predicted model, not a curated record
CACAAUUUGUUUGAAAAUGGCGACUUACGUAGGCAACGAAAACAACUUAUUUUAAAAAACUAGAUUUAUUUUUAUUUCUUUGAAUUGUUAUCAUACAGUAUGUCUCGGCCAAGCUCAUCCUCGGGCUACACUACACCAUCAUCAGGUUUUUCUAGACUGCCCCCUAUAGUGACGAGCGAGUCAGAUCGGGAGUUUCUUAGAGCACUAAAUGAAUACAUCCAACAGGAACUUGGCAAAGUGGAUGCCACUGAUGAUGAGCAGCGAUACAUUGUCUACAAAACAGCAUUUAAUAAGAUUAUUGAGCAUGUAACAGCGUACCAACCUCUCUUGACUGGCAUCAAGAAAGAGUAUGAAGACACUAUUGAAGCCAUCAAGAAAGCCCAGCGUGAAGCUACAUUCCUCCAUGGAAAACUUAAAGCAAUGGCCUCGGAGCCAUCAACUAUCCGUAACUACCGGAGGAGGGGUGAUGAACUUGAGGAAAGGGUCAAUAUUGUACAGAAAGACAACGAGAGACUUAGGAAUCAACUGCUUGAGCUAAAGGUGAAGAGAAAGGAAAGAGAAAAACAAGAGAGAGAGAUAACCGAACCACCAAAACGGGAGUUGAAGAAAGACCACAGAUUAAUUCCAGGUUUAACUCUUGAGCAGUGUACUGACAAGGAACUUCUGCAACAGAAACUGAUAGAACUUGACCGGCAGUUGAAGGAACUGACCAUCAGCUUCAAGACACGUUAUGUCCCCAAGUCUCGCAAGAUCGAACUUAAAGAUACAUUGGAUGAGAAAGUCGCAUACAGGGAUAUGUUGUUACGACAGGGACAGUUUUACAAAGCUAAGAGACAGAGGCUUAAGUUCGCCUUGGAAGCAGCCCAGGCGUACAAUCGUGAAAAGCCGCCACAUCAGACGGUGGGUGAUACAGUUAUGAUGGCCCUUCAGUAUGCCGCCGCUCAGGCCAGAAAACAGAGGGAGGCUGAGCAGCAGGGUCUGGGUCGUCCUCAGAGCCAGGGAGGGGAAGGUGGGGUGGGACGGGAGAGCUCUGCGCUGGGCGAUGGCCCAACCCCGACAGCGGCAUUUGAGGACGAUGACCCGAAUAAGGAAAAAGAGGCGGAGAUGAUGCUAGAGUACAUUGAGAAGUUUAACGAGCUGUUUGAGGAUGGGAAAUAUGAGGAAGCCGCCAUUCACGCAGCAAACAGUCCCAAGGGGAUACUGCGGACAUCGGCUACUCUUGCGAAGUUCAGAGCUGCUAAACUGGAUUCCGAAGAUGUACGUAUGCGUAUCCAAGGUCGCACGCCUCUGCUGAUGUUCUGUGAUGCGCUGAUGUCGUCUGUCGGGAUCGAGAACGCCCGCCCGGACGCCCGUCUGUCCCUGGAGUGUGUCGAGUGUGUGCUGUAUGAGAAUAGGCUUGAUCUUCUUGCGCACUGGAUCGCUCAGAAGAGGUUGACAUUCACUGCUGAGAUCGGUGACACCAUUCGCACCAACUGCCAGUGCAAGAUUCCCUGUCGCUGUUCCGCCCAGGCAUUGGCACAGAACGUGUUUACACAGCUAAAGAUGUACAGGGAUGCCUGUGUGUGUUUGUUCAGACAGGGACGCAUCAGGGCUGGCAUCGAUCUGGCUAGAAUCAGGUGUUCAUUCACCCGUGACGAUUACACCCACCUGCUCAAAGCCUGCCCCUCCCUGCAGUUGCUCCAUGCCUUUGUACAGACUGACAGUCGCGAGGGGGAGGGCAGUGUACUCCCCUUGCCCCUUGGGCAGGUCAUUUUGACAUUGAUAGAAGAGAGCCGGUUUGAUCUGGUCCUGCAGUUUUUACAGGAGCUGCAGAAUAUGCCCUCGAAAGACCAGCCACAGUCGUCCAGUUUCUAUGAGGCAGUGUUGGCUGAUACAGAGACCACCGAGCAUCAAUGGGAAGGCCUUGUUCACGUAUUACAGGACCAGGGUUACGAUGAGACGGCCCUUGCGCUGCUGGCGGCUCUCACUGUGCUGCAGGCCAUGAAGAACGCCCUCCGUACAUCACAGGACAAACUGGCCACGCCCCCUGAUACACCCCCUGCUGAUAGCCAAGAUGCUCUUGCAUAGUUAAAAUUCCAAAUAUAUUGUAACUUGUUCUUUGAAAAUCCCCUGUGAUAUGACAGUUUACAAUCAUCUGUAUAUUCAUCUCUCCCUCAUUCAUGGGGAGACAUAUUGUGUUUACUCUGUCAGUCAGACCGUACAUCACAUUUUGUUUCUGCACAAUAACUGUAGACGCUUUGACCCAGAAACUUCAUAUCUUUUAUGCCAGUUGGACAUGACUAGUAGACCCCUAUUGGUUUAAGAUCAAAGGUCCAAAAGUACAAAUUUCAUGUCCAUUGUUUCUCAGCAAUGACCACACAAUAGAGGUGACAAGCUUUUUUACCCUGUUCUUCUAAAGCAACGUUUACUUUAAGGCCUGUUCCAUAUGUGGCUUAUCUGUUUUUCAAAGAUAAAAGUCCAGCUAUUGUAAUUGCCUUGGCAUGCAGAUGUUCACAAUGCUAUGAACAUGGAUGUGGAUGAAAGUUGAACCUUGACCAUGACUACUCAAAAACGGUUCAAGGUUGAAACUUUGAACAAGGAACUUUGUUUAUGUCUUGCCAGAGACAGUGUGAGCAUAUGUUGCAAGGUCCGUAACUCUGGCUUCAAUUACUGUAGAGUUAUUCCCUUUUUAGAACUGAAAAAAGUUUUGCCAUCUGCUGUGAUUCUCUUGUUAAAAAAAAUAAAGUUUAAGUAUUCCAGUAUACAAUCAGGUUGUCUAUGGCAAAUUUCUUCAUCUAAAAAAGGUACCGGUAUAUAUGCUGAUAAAAAGGAUAAAUGCAACUAUAAUUUAAAGAUUAUAUCACCGUACAAUUGUAAUCAUUUGUUACAUCUGUAUGGAUUUUAAAGAAAAGAUAUUGAUCAAAUAUGCUGUUUCAAUGCAAAGAUCCUUUUUUGUAUUUUACCUUAACUGUGAUAGUUGUUAAUGAUAUAUAGCUCUUAUACGUUUGUUUUAAAGAUUUGUGUAUAGACUUUUUUGAGAAAUAAACUGACUUUG